Patiria miniata (bat star) is the source of this 804-nucleotide messenger RNA. Its product is annotated as cellular retinoic acid-binding protein 2-like. Gene Ontology annotation, molecular function: fatty acid binding. The record is from RefSeq and is a predicted model, not a curated record. Gene Ontology annotation, cellular component: nucleus; cytosol. The coding region runs from base 269 to 736 and encodes 155 amino acids. Gene Ontology annotation, biological process: fatty acid transport. Lineage: Eukaryota; Metazoa; Echinodermata; Asteroidea; Valvatida; Asterinidae. The transcript has a single exon.
UCGAAAUCCCGAGGUAUUGUUGAGUCAUUUCAAAUUGAUUGGUGCAGUUAUUAAUUACGAUGCCAAAGUCCGGAUGUAAUGUGCUCAUGUGAAGUCACGUGACUUUCUAACGAAUGGGUAAAACCUCGUCACCGCGGAAACAUAUGAACUUUGAAACGCCAUUUAUAACUACCGAACGGUUGUGUGGUCGUCUCAUUUACCAACUGACGGUUUGGAGGCCAAACACAAAUCUACAGGUUUUAAAGAGAAAAACAGCUGAUUUUUAAAGAUGUCGGAUUCGGCAGGUGAGCAAGAACCGCAAACCCCCAAGGCCAAAGCGCCGGUGGAUCUGACUGGCAAGUGGAAGCUGAUCAAAAACGAGAACUAUGACGAGUUUCUGCAAGCGCUGGGCGUUGGCAAAAUCGCCCGCGUGGCGGCUAGCUCCCAGGCUCCCACCAUGGAAAUCAAACAGGAUGACGACGACAACAUGGUGGUGACCCUCUCCACGCCCAUGCGCUCCAUGGAGGACCGGUACACGGUCGGGCAGGAGUUCACCAACCCGGACUCGACCCUGGACGGAGAGGAGGCCACCUACAUGCCCAGCUGGGACCGGGAGGGCAAGAAACUGUCCAUCCGGAACAUGAGUCGACCGGAGGAUGGGAUCCACAUCACCAGGGAGCUGGUUGGAGGGAUGCUGGUGCAGACGCAGAUGGUUGGCACGGUGGUUGCCAAGCGAUACUUUGUACGAACUGUCUAGAAGAUGAUGCUACCAUUCCUUACAAAUUGCCAGUACUGCUUCUAUAUUAACGCAGGAUUUUGACAGAG